This is a messenger RNA of Amoebophrya sp. A25, 746 nucleotides long. NCBI's taxonomy places the organism in Eukaryota, Dinophyceae, Syndiniales, Amoebophryaceae. The record is from the annotation of a GenBank genome assembly.
GUUUUGCCGCCUCUGCGGGCGGAGCGCUUCUUCGGCCGGCAGGUUGGUAAAAACCUAGCCAAGAGAGUGAAGCGGCUAACCGAGAAAGCACAGAAUGAGAUGACCGCAGGAGAAAUUGCACAGACAGAGUGGCGCCAGUGGUAUCCACCUGUCAUGGUGCCAUGGAACAGAUUUGUUAAGUCGGCGGGUGAUGGUUUUUCAGUGGAUAUGGACCGGGCUUCGCCUCCCACCCAGCCGUGCGUUCCAGUAAGUGGUAACGCGCACGACGUGACUCAACCAACUGCGAACAAGAUGGGAAACAGGGAGGCAGAGGCGCGCUCAAGUCCCACAACUACAUCGAGAGCGUCAUUUGUAUCUUCGACGCCAGCGCCCACUGCCUCGGGUGGUACAGCGGGCCGAUUACCACCAGGAGCGCAAAGUCCAGUCUCCGACGACGAAGCAGAUAGAAGCUACAAUACGCUGUCCGAAAACUUUUUCUUCUCGCCGCGAUUCCAGAAUCUGGGCCGCGAGACCGCAGGGGCUUUGCCAACGCGUUUGGACGGAAAUCUCGGAUGGGUCCUGGGACACACAGUUGGAGCACUUCUAGCGAACGGUUUAACAGGUUACAUCGCAUCCUGCGCCGAUCUUGACCGGCCUCCGCGACUGUGGACACCAACUGGGGUACCUUUAGUAACGGCAGUCCAGUACGAUAAAAGACGUGCGGCCGCAAGCAAAGCGCGGAAUCCAAUAUCACCAGCAGCUGCGAC